Clarias gariepinus (North African catfish) is the source of this 5022-nucleotide messenger RNA. It is a transcript of the gene slmapa, whose product is annotated as sarcolemma associated protein a. NCBI's taxonomy places the organism in Eukaryota, Metazoa, Chordata, Actinopteri, Siluriformes, Clariidae. The coding region runs from base 1110 to 3680 and encodes 856 amino acids. The transcript has 23 exons. The record is from RefSeq and is a predicted model, not a curated record. Gene Ontology annotation, biological process: regulation of membrane depolarization during cardiac muscle cell action potential; regulation of voltage-gated sodium channel activity; protein localization to plasma membrane. Gene Ontology annotation, molecular function: protein binding.
GUGUUUCUCCUUGCAGUAUGGCGGCGCGCGCUGCGGAGGAGGACGAGUAUCUUUAAACUGCGCGUCAUUUCACUCGGAGCACUUUAUAUUCACUUUGGAUUUCCACUUGGACCAGGGCGGGACUUCGGUGACAACCGGUAGACUAACCCGAGUUUCGUAAAAAGAAGAAAACCAGAAACGCUAAGUGCUGCUGCGACGGAGAGUCGACUCUGAGUCUAUUAGCACAGGUUGCUACGCUAGCUCAGCCUUAGAGACUUAGCGCGGCUAAGCUAACGUGUUUACGCGGAUUAGACUGAGCGUCUCGUCUUUCCAAGUUCCUGACGUGUAGUUUGACGCCUAGGAGAAUCACACUGGGUACGAUAUUCAGGAAUUUAACGCGAAGUUGACGACCUCGCGAGCUCGGUUUUACUUCAAGUAGCCAUAGUUUGUGCUAGCGCGCUCGUGCACUUAACGUUCUGCGCUAACAUGCCGGACAAACACUUCAUUCUGUAUGUGUGGCCCGGUUAAGCGUUAUUUAGCGUGUCUGGUAAACGUGUUUAGACGGGUUUCAUUUGGUCUCAGCUAGCUAAUUCCGAAUUUAGUGGCCUUAAUUAUUCCGACCGUGUUUGCGAAUCGUUUCCACUGAAAGCAGCGCGAGUCGACUCCUCAACCAACCGAGCCAACAGGUUAACCACCCAGCGCGAGACGUCUCACGUUGUAUUUAUAUCGGCUUUAUUGGGAUUGGGAAAGAGUUCACCAUUAGGUUUCUGAUGAGGCUCGUUUGGUCGAGUAAACACGCCCAUGCGUGUUAAUGUAAGGCGAUGCAAAGUUUGGAGCUGCGGCCCCUGGAUUGCGUUUAACAUCAUGGUGGAUUUGGAAGUCAGGAUUACCACAAGAAGCAGAAGGAGGCUCGUAGAGGACAUGAUGUAGGAUUGUUUUUUUUCCUUCUUCUUCGCAGUAUAUGAUGCAUAUUUAUUCGGGACCCGCAAGCAAAACGCUACUCCUUUAUUACUAAAAUAUAUAGAUAUAUAGAUAAAUAUUUAUAGUCAGGCGUAUCAGAAGGUGUCACUCUGGAGCAAGAAGCCCUGCCUUUCUCCUCUGGUUGGAGUAAUACACUCAAGGCGUCAUCAAUGCCUUCGGCGCUGGCCGUGUUCACCUGCCGCCCGAACUCGCACCCGUUUCAGGAGCGCCACGUCUACCUGGACGAACCGGUGAAGAUCGGGCGCUCGGUCGCGCGCUGCCGUCCGGCCCAGAACAACGCCACCUUCGACUGCAAGGUGCUCUCAAGGAACCAUGCCCUCGUCUGGUUCGACCACAAAACAGGCAAGUUUUACCUCCAGGACACCAAAAGCAGCAAUGGCACCUUCAUUAACAGCCAGCGCCUGAGCCGGGGCUCUGAGGAGAGUCCGCCGUGCGAGGUGCUCUCCGGUGACAUCAUCCAGUUCGGCGUGGACGUAACUGAAAACACGCGCAAAGUCACUCAUGGCUGCAUAGUGUCGACCAUCAAACUCUUCCUUCCAGAUGGCAUGGAAGCUCGACGGCGAUCUGAUGUCAUUCAAGCACCACUACCACUACCUGUUGAUAAGGUUGCUGCAAAUACGCCCAGUAUGUACUCUCAGGAACUGUUUCAGCUGUCCCAGUACCUGCAGGAGGCCUUACACAGGGAGCAGAUGCUGGAGCAGAAGUUAGCCACUCUGCAGAGGCUCCUGGUCAGCACACAGGAAGCCUCUGAGAGCAGCUGGCAGGCUUUAAUUGACGAGGACCGGUUACUCUCCAGGUUGGAGGUGAUGGGAAACCAGUUGCAGGCGUAUUCAAAAAACCAAACGGAGGAUGGGAUCCGAAAGGAGCUGGUAGCCUUAACGGAGGACAAACUAAAUUAUGAGACUACGGCCAAAGAGUCCCUGAGGCGGGUUCUUCAGGAGAAAAUUGAAGUGGUUAGGAAGCUGUCUGAAGUGGAGCGAACUCUGAGUAACACAGAAGAUGAAUGUACGCACCUGAAGGAGAUGAACGAGCGAACUCAGGAGGAGCUCCGAGAGCUGGCCAACAAGUACAACGGAGCCGUGAAUGAGAUAAAAGAUCUCACUGACAAGAUCAAGCUGGCUGAGGGCAAGCAGGAGGAGCUCACACAGAAAGGUCAGAACGAAAAGAAGGAGCUGCAGCUGCGAAUCGAGGAGAUGGAAGAGAAAGAACAAGCACUUCAAGCGCGCAUCGAGGCACUACAGGCAGACAACGACUUUACCAACGAGAGGCUCACAGCUCUUCAGGUCCGGUUAGAGCAACUGCAGGAGAAAAGCAUAAAGGAAAACAACAGUUUAGACCACUUUCUUUUAAAGAGUGGAGGGGAUUGCACUUUAAUCCAACAGUUCAUUGAGUGCCAGCCCGUGAAGCAGCUGAAAGGAGCCGUGGAUUCUUCAAUUCACAAACUGUCAAACUUUGACGAGGUUAUAGACGCACAUCUUCAGAACAACCAAACAGAUGACAACAGCUUCACCACUCCAGAGAAGCUUAAAGUGGUGUCUUCCAACCUGCCCACAGAAAAUCAGAUAGAUGCUAAAGAGUCUGAUAUGUCAGACACUCUGAGCCCCAGCAAGGACAAAAGCAGUGACGAUACUUCAGACGGACAAAUGGAUGAACAGGAGCUGAAUGAGCCACAAAACAGGGUCGCCAUGAUUAAAGAUGAGCUCCAAAGGGCCAACCUGGAGCCUGGAGACACGGAGCAGGUCAUCCAUCAGUUGCAUAGCGAGCUAAUGGAGGCACAGGAGCUCGCCAACACUGGCAAGCAGAAAUGUCUUGAGCUGCAAGCUCUGCUUGAGGAGGAACGGAGAACCAACAGGCAGCAGACUGAGGAAUCAUCUAAACAGAUCCAGUACCUCCAGAGCCAGCUCGCCAAGCUGCAGUCGGACAUGGAGGCGCUGCGUGAGCAGAGAGAGAACACCAUCUCCAACACACGGGAGGAACUCUACAGCGCCCAAGAAGAGGUGCUUGUGCUCCGGCACGCCAUGGAAGCAGCCAUGGCCGAGAGGGAGCGCGACAUCGCCGCCCUGCAGGGAGACCUCGCGGCUGUCACAGCUGAACUCGACAAGUGGAGAAAAGCAGCGGCUAACUACGAGCUAGAGAUCAGCUCCCUGCAGGAGAACUUCAAGCUGCAGAGCCAGCACCAGGAGCGAGCAGUACAGCUACAAGGUGAACUAGAGAAGCUUCAGGCCGAGUGCUCGACCCUGCAUAAAGAGUGUGAGUCUCUGCGCUCAGAGAAACUAACUUUGCUGGAGAAACUGCACAGGCUGGAUGUGGAGCUCAGCAGCUCAAAGGAGCAGAGUGCCACCCUGAGCAGCAACCUGAACGCUCUGGAAAAGAGCCAGGGCGACCUGGAGAACAAACUGGGCUCUAUACAGGACCAGCACCAGCAGGACGCCAGCAGGCUGAAGGUGGAGCUCGCCCAGGCCGAGACCCGCACCAAGAGCUUGCAGAAAGAGUAUGAGGACACUCAGUGCCAGCUGUCAGACCUGCGGCAGAGGUAUGAGCAGACCGAGCAGGAGAAGCGCUCCAUUAAUGAUGAGCUGGAGCAGUGCAAGGUCAAUCUAAAGCUACUGCAAGAGCAAAGCAAGAAUAGAGGAUGGAUGCCCUGGAUGCCAGUGGUUGCUGUGAUGGUCGCCGUGGCAGCGGCGGUGCUGUAUCCCAGUCUAUCCAAGAGCUCCUCUUGAGGCAGAUAUCCAAUCACAACACAGCGCGGCUCACCUUGUCACAAUAAUGUCUGUUUUAAUGUUUUAAUUCUGAAGUCAGGCUCGUUCCAGACUCAUUACCUCUGAACGUGAGAAUGCAGCUCCAGGGUCUCUCUCUGUCUCUCUCUCUCUUUCUCUCUGCAAGAGGAGUGCUGACUGUAUAAAGUGCAAAUGUACAUAAUCAAGAAAAAGAGGGGGUAUAAAUGGGUCUAACUUCUGUUAUAGAUAAAAUAAAUAUAUAUGCUUUUUCAGUUAGAUGGGAACCUUGAUAAUUAAUUAAUUAAAGUGGCCUAAACUAGGCUGUUUUUUUUUUUUUUUCUUCCUCAUGGGUACCAAAUGUUUUCUGUUCACUUUUUGUUUGUGUGCGUGUGUGUGUGGUUUGCCAUGUUAGAUGUUAAUGUGGUAUUCCGAAUAGAUGCAAAGCCAAAUUAUAAUCUUCAGAUUAGGCACAAUGAGGUGAAGUGCCUAAUUUAACUACUACUAAAUGUGUAAUAAACACGUACUCUCACACACAUAUGCAUUUAAAUUUUUUUAUUUAAUUUUUUUGUCCUCAUUAAUGUGCCACUCAUGCUCCACUAAUUCGUGCAGUAUUUCAUUUGGUUGAAAAAAAGAAAUAAAACAAAUAGUUCAGUCCCAUGUGCUUUGAUUGUGCGUUCCAACUGACCUGUCACUCCAUUAAGCAGCACAGUAAGGUUGAUGUACUCUAGCAUAGUUUUCUUUGUAUUGUAUAAUUUAAAAGAAAAUAUUCUUGAGAGACACUACAGGACUUUUCUAAUUCAGAUUCCUUCAAGAUGUACAGGCUCGGUGAAGAACAUUUGACUUGGAUGUAUUGUAGCUUUUAAGAACACACUGUCCUCCCGUUGGGAUUUGGUGGGACUCCUUUCUCUUUCUUUCUCUGUCUGUCUCUUUCUCUCCGUGUUUUUUGAAGAUUCAGGCUUGUCAUUGAGUGCUGCAGGUCCUCAAUUAACAUAUACAGACUGUUUUUCAGUACCUCCUGAACAAGGCUCUAAGAUCUCGCUGCCUUAUCUGUAACGUCGAGAUCUUAUUUUUUUCCUUUUUCGUUAAGUGCUAAAUUGUAGGGGUUGUUAAAAUGUCUACUUUAUCUGAAGCACAGUAACAGAGUGGAUUUCUUUGAUGUAAUUAACGGGUUAACGGGGACAAAUCAAACUCUGAGUCAGAACGGAGCAGUGUUCUGGAGAGAAAUAACCAAUGAUUUAUAUGGUGUUGGUUCACAUUUUGUCUGCUGUGCUGUAAAUAAACACUCGGUCAUGGAGCGAAUGGCCUAACGUUCCACCUUGUCAAUAAAUGUCCUUUUUUUAUUUUA